Messenger RNA from Ascochyta rabiei, 1086 nucleotides. Its product is annotated as Nitronate monooxygenase. Gene Ontology annotation, molecular function: nitronate monooxygenase activity. The record is from RefSeq and is a predicted model, not a curated record. The transcript has a single exon. Bases 1 to 1086 code for a protein of 361 amino acids. NCBI's taxonomy places the organism in Eukaryota, Fungi, Ascomycota, Dothideomycetes, Pleosporales, Didymellaceae.
AUGGCUGCCAUCAAGGACCAGUUCUCGUGGACGCCGAUGUGGCCGCUCAUCAUCAAUGCGCCUAUGGCUGACAAUUCUGGUGGUCUGCUCGCUGCUACCGUGACGCUCGCCGGCGGGUUUGGACUCGUGGGAAGCAAGACAGAUAUGAGCGUCACUCGGUCCGAGUUGAACAUCGCUAGAGACACAUUCGCGGCACAUCCCGAGGCACCGCAAGCCAAGUCCGAGACGCUGAAUGUUGGUGUUGGUUUUUUGCCUUUUGUUCUCAAGCUUGACGAUGCGCUCGAGGUGGUGAGAGAGUUCAAACCGGCUGUGGUGUGGCUCUUCGCAGCGAAAGAGUUCGACGACUAUGCGGUAUGGGCGAGGGCUGUAAGGGAGGCUUCUCCCUUGAGCAAGAUUUGGGUCCAGGUUGGAAGUGUCGCUUCUGCGCUGCAGGUUGCGAAGCAGACACGACCUGACGCUCUUUGCCUGCAGGGUGCAGAUGCGGGUGGUCAUGGGUUCGAGAAAGGCGCGGGCAUCAUCUCACUCCUGCCUGAGACCGCAGACGCUCUUGAGGAAGCGAAGCUCGAACACGUUCCGUUGUUGGCAAGCGGGGGUAUCGUGGAUGGUCGUGGCGUUGCUGCAGCAAUGGGCUUGGGCGCUGCGGGUGUCGUGAUGGGCACACGGUUUCUGACAAGCAAAGAGGCACUCGUACAUCCGGUAGUGCAAUCUUCCAUCCUUGAAGCGCGAGAUGGUGGACAAGUCACUACAAGAAGCAAGCUGUUCGACCAGCUUAGGGGUCCUAACAUUUGGCCCGAAGCGUAUGAUGGGAGGAGUUUGGUGAUCAAGAGCCACAAGGAGUACCUCGAAGGCGUCAGUCUAGAGGAGAUUCAGAAAAAGCAUCAAGAAGCUCUACAAGAGGAGGAUCUGGGGUGGAAGACGGGCCUAGAAGGACGUGCUGCGAUCUGGGCAGGGACUGGAGUUGGUUUGGUCAACGAAGUGGAAAGUGCGAGCAAGAUUGUGGAAAACGUCCGAGACACUGCAAGGAAGAGGCUUAAUUUGUUGCAGAGCCCUAGCCCAUCCGAAUGGCCGGCACAUGGAGGCACCUGA